Molecule: messenger RNA, 645 nt
Organism: Fomitopsis serialis
Lineage: Eukaryota; Fungi; Basidiomycota; Agaricomycetes; Polyporales; Fomitopsidaceae
Exons: 2
Coding region: 95-412 (105 amino acids)
Source: RefSeq, a predicted model, not a curated record
CAACAUCAUCGCCACAGUGCUGUGCGUGAAGAACGUGAGCACUUCGCCAUUAUGAUGCUGAGUCAACUCACAAUUUGGAUAGCCUGUAUUGGAGAUGGCUGAUUUCUGUUUUGUGUUUACUACCAUUCUGCUCUCUAGGUUCUCCUUGAAUCUCCGAGAGGUCGUUUACCUACCUGAGCUCAGCUCAACUCCGUCUACACGCUCUGGUCUCCACUUCGCCGAUGCGCUGCGCACGCUAGGCGGAUCCCUAGCUGAGCAUAUGGAUUAUCCGGAAGACCGAUUGGACCACACUGGCGUGUCCGUGCUUGAUAUUGGCGAAGAGGGAGAGUAUCCGGCGGAGAUAACAGAACGGCCAUCCCUUUCGGCGUCGAGCCUCGAUCAGCAGGGGCGGGCUGACACACUUCAAGCAUAGUCGAUGGACCUCACGAUGUCCAGAAACCAAACUUUGUCGACGUACACAUAUACAUGCCAGACUUGAAUCUUGUAGACGGCAGUGAUGCGCUUCUUCAAGUUGCAUUUAGCGGGUUCUCUUAGAACAGAAAAAGGACAACGCCUCUAGUAUCGGUACCACAGUUGGACAUACACGUGUAAUUGGACAAUAUAUAGUAGUAGUGAUGAUAAUGUUAUUCUCGCAUGAUAUAAGGC